GGUCGGCACGCAAGGAGACAUCAUCGUUAAGACGUAUUGGCGUUGUCAUCGCACCUCACUUCAAUAACAGACAGCCUGGAACACAGUUGAAGAACCAUAACGACGACUCGUGUGUGGGCUUGAAAUUCUCACAGCUACCCUUUAAUCUAGGACAUUCAAAAUCAAGUUCCACGGGAUGCGUGGCGUCUUUUGGUCGCUAUAUUUUGCCAUGGCUCUUGUCUACCCAGCCUCAUCCAGUCAUCCUUGCAUGGGUCGAAAUUACACACGAAUGAAACUGUUGUGCGUGCAAGCCCUUCAGCAGAAGAUCCAGUCCUCUGAAGGAUCUCUCCUCAAUAAUUGCCAGGAUUUCGCCGAAUUUGCCCAGUGUGUCAGCGAGAGUGCUAGGCAAUCGCGUUGCAGCUACUCCUUCUUUCAACGAGAUUCCGUGGUUGAGGACCUUCGCAAGAACUUCUUUUCCUUGUGCCCCAAACAGUCAGACCAGUUCGCCGUCAAUUCAGUACACUGCAACGUCUCACAUGCAGCUCAGAUGGUCUUGAAAUGUGGAACUACAUUUUUCGGCUAUGUCUUCACAUCGGAAAAUUCUUCAUCGUUAAGAGACGUAACGUCUGUCUGCCCGCACGUGGAUGAUUACCUGAAGUGCACAUCAGAGGGCUCACAGUCCGCGAAAUGUUCGCCCAAGUCGCUUGAAUUGCUCCACUUGAAUUAUGUGUCGAACAAGAUCGUUGGAAGGUACUUGGCGUUAUGCAGAGCUCUACGAAACACAGCCCACCAGGUCAAGACGACUGCUUGCAAUCAAAAGCGGUUCAUCAACGACAUCUUCUUGUGCGGUUACCACUUUUCCAACAUCGUCGACGUCUUGGAUUCGAAUGGCGCAAAUGUAUGUCCGUACUACAUGAAAUACCAGGCGUGCCACAAUGUGUCUAUUGAAACCUAUGGAUGUGCUCCACCUGAUCCUCUCUAUGCAGACGCUUCUGCUUUCUUUAGCUACUUGACCAGUAGUUACAGUGGCACGUGUCCAACCAGCAACAACACAGCUAGACAAGUAAUCGCGAGGGUGGUAAUGGGAGAAGAGGAACGAACCUGCGAUGCAAAUAAAUUCAUUCGACAUUUCCUCCACUGUGCAGCAACGUUCAUCAAUGCCACCGAUUACCCAUCCAUGGGAAAAGAGCAUGUGUGCAGGCUUGUCAACGUUUACCGCCAUUGUGUGAGCGGAGCAAGGCACGUUACUCAUUGCAACAGACGAAUGGCACUCAACGGUCACCUCGCCUACAUGCAGAAUUACGUCGUCCAAGAAUUUGAUACAAAAUGCGCCAAGAAACGAGCUGGUGCGCAGUUUUCUCUACAACGAAUGGAUCCAGGAAAAAACUGCGACGCGGACAAAGCGCAGAAGAAGUAUGAGUUCUGUGCUGGUGACUUCAUGCGCAUGAUUCAACUGGUAGAAAUAGGGUUCGACAAUGAGAAGAUCUGCCAGCUCAGGGACAAGUACCACGACUGCUUGAUGGAGGCGUCGCGUGAAAAUCAUUGCGACUACAAUGAAUUAGCUGUAGGAAGAAUGCGAACUCUGACUGCUCUUCUCAAGCGAGAUUACAGCAUCGACUGCAACAAGAUCGGCAGCCUUGGUCGUGGUGGUGUAGUCCAACAUGGUGGAAUGCAUGGAAGGGCGAGGCAUCAAUCUUGCCGGGAAAGAGGCUUUCUAUUGGCGAUAGAACGGUGCGACCACGUUUUCGAGGAUGACUCGAUUCUGCUGAAGGAGAACGUCAUCAAGUCACUAAGCAAGCAGAGCACAUUCAUUGCCAGAGCUAAGGAUAUGAUUUGCCUGCACGUCAGAGACUACCACAAGUGCUUAGUGGAUACAUCGGUAAUAUUCCACUGCUACGAUGCUGCAACGCAAGUUGCCGGGUUCUUCAAGGAGAAACUUCAUAGGCUGGGCAUCAACUAUUGCGACUCAGCUGACCACUCCUCGGCUCUCAAUUUGCUUCUUCUGUUACUCGGCCUGCUGGGGAAUAUCGCACUGUUGCUAUGGCACUAAUAAAAGUGAUAUAUAAAUGCUGCCAGGUAUAGCAGC
This is a messenger RNA of Ornithodoros turicata, 2065 nucleotides long. RefSeq lists its product as uncharacterized. NCBI's taxonomy places the organism in Eukaryota, Metazoa, Arthropoda, Arachnida, Ixodida, Argasidae. The coding region runs from base 176 to 2029 and encodes 617 amino acids. The record is from RefSeq and is a predicted model, not a curated record. The transcript is spliced from 14 exons.